GGUAGCUCGGGGCUGUGUGCCGGGAGGGCUCCCCUGCGGUCCCUGUUCCCUGAGGGCUCUGCCAGCCAGGGAGCCGGGUCCCCCACCCAGGUGGCUCUUACGGGCUGUAGGAGCAAAGGGGGCUGGGAGCUGAGGAGCAGCUUCAGAGCCCAGCGGCAGCGGGAGCUGAGGGAACGCGGCCGCCUGCCCCAUGGCACCAGCUGCCCCGCACUGCCCAGCUCUGGCUUCCCGCCUCCCACCGGCCAGGGAGCGGGAAGAGAAGGAGGUGGACCAGGGGCGUGGAGCUGCCCUGGGACUGCCUGGCGGGGGGGCAACACCCCUGUGUUUCCCCAACUCUGCCCAUGGGCUCAGGGCUUCUGCCCCGUGGGGCUUGGGGCUCCGGAAUUCAGCCCAGCUGCUCCCACCUCCAUCCCCAUGGCUCCUGGCUCCAGCCCUGGGGGGCUUGGGCUCUGGGGUUUAGCUGCAGGGCCCCGCGGACCCCUGUUGAGAACUGCUGCCUUAUAGGGUGCUCUCUCCCCUCCCCCACGUCUCACCCCCCCCGUUCCAUUUUCAGGGUUCGUUCCCCCAAGGGGCCGGAUGAGGAGCUCGAUGGGGUGGAUGAGAAAUUCUUCCAGGUGUUGGAACAGCUCAACUCCCAGAAACAGUGGAAGAAGUCGGAGGAUUUUAACCGCAUCACCCUGUACUUCAAGGAGAAACUCAUGGAGAAGGAGUAUCGACUCUCCGCUCUGCCUGCCUUCAAGUACUACACGGCCUGCACCUUCCUGGUCUUCCUCUCCAACUUCCUCAUCCAGAUGCUGGUGGCUCACAAGACCCCAGCUCUAGGAAUCUCCUACGGUAUCUCCUUCUUCCUCUUCAUCCUCCUCCUCUUCAUCUGCUUCGCUGGGAACCUGGCGAAGUGCUUCCAGAAAGGCCCCAAGAUGCUGUACUGGGUGCCCUCCCUCUCCACGGCCGUCUGCACCCAGCCCUGGCUCCGGGUCACCCUGGGCGUCACCACCAUCCUGGUUGUCCUCACCAUGGCGAUGUUCAACUUCUUCUUCAUACCCACGCCCUGGUGUCCUCCACCAUCCCAUAAUCCCACGGUGCCAGUGAAUGCCACACGAGAAUCUCCCUCGACCGAUUCCUUAUUCAGCAUUCCGUACUACGUUUACUGUUGCAUCCUGGGACUCCUCUCCUGCUCACUCUUCCUCCACAUGAAUUUUGAACUCAAGUUCCUGAUGCUGACGCUUUGCCUGGUGAUCUACAAUGUCCUCUUCCUCCGCAGCCACGCCUGGCUCUCCGACUGCUACGUCGGGCGCCUCUACCCCAACCAGACCGUGCUCAGGCCGGGGGUCCUGAAGGAACCCAAGCUGAUGGGAGCCGUUUCCUUCUUUGUCUUCUUCUUCACCCUGCUGGCCCUGGCUAGACAAAACGAGUAUUAUUGCCGCCUUGACUUCUUGUGGAAGAAGAAGUUCAAGAAGGAGCGCGAGGAGAUCGAGACCAUGGAGAACCUGAACCGUGUCCUGCUGGAGAAUGUGCUCCCGGCCGACGUGGCGCAGCAAUUCAUCGGCCAGAACCGGCGUAACGAGGACCUUUACCAUCAAUCCUAUGACUGUGUCUGUGUCCUCUUCGCCUCCAUCCCCGACUUCAAGGAGUUCUAUUCCGAGUCCAACGUCAACCACGAAGGGCUGGAAUGUCUGCGGCUGCUCAAUGAGAUCAUUGCGGAUUUUGACGAGCUGCUCUCGAAGCCAAAAUUCAGUGGCGUGGAGAAGAUCAAGACCAUUGGCAGCACCUACAUGGCAGCUACGGGAUUAAAUGCCACUUCUGGCCAGGACAACCAGCAGGAUGCCGAGAGGAGCUACACCCACCUGGGCAUCAUGGUGGAGUUCGCGGUGGCCCUGAUAGCCAAGCUGGAUAUCAUCAACAAACACUCCUUCAACACCUUCAAACUCCGUGUGGGAAUAAACCAUGGCCCUGUGGUGGCUGGUGUGAUCGGAGCCCAGAAACCCCAAUAUGACAUUUGGGGAAACACGGUGAAUGUGGCGAGUCGCAUGGAGAGCACUGGGGUGCUGGGGAAGAUCCAGGUAUGAGGAAUGACGCCGUGU
Molecule: messenger RNA, 2081 nt
Organism: Trachemys scripta elegans
Lineage: Eukaryota; Metazoa; Chordata; Testudines; Emydidae
Product: adenylate cyclase type 4-like
Exons: 13
Coding region: 342-2066 (574 amino acids)
Biological process (GO): cAMP biosynthetic process; intracellular signal transduction; adenylate cyclase-activating G protein-coupled receptor signaling pathway
Cellular component (GO): plasma membrane
Molecular function (GO): adenylate cyclase activity
Source: RefSeq, a predicted model, not a curated record